GCAGCCGCUGGCCUCCUCAAGACGGCCGCCGCUCACGCUACCGUUUUCAACAUCCUCGUCAACGACGUUGACCAAGGACUCGGGAACAGUGCCUCUGGCUACAUCCGGUCGCCUCCCAACAACAGCCCCAUCGUGGACGUCACGUCCAAGGACAUGACCUGCAAUGUGAACGGUGGCAAAGCCGCGGCCAAGUUCGUCGAGGUAUCCGGUGGGGACAAGAUCACCUUCGAGUGGCACCACGACAGCAACAGUGCCUCGGACGACAUCAUCGCUUCCUCCCACAGAGGCCCUGUCAUGACCUACAUUGCUCCUGCUGCCUCCAACGGCGAGGGCAAUGUCUGGCUGAAGCUCGCCGAAGAGGGCUUCGCCAAUGGCAAGUGGGCCGUCGACAAUCUGAUUGCCAACCGCGGAAAGCACAGCAUUGUCCUGCCUAACCUUGCCCCUGGCGAGUACCUCCUUCGCCCUGAGAUCAUUGCUCUCCAUGAGGGUUUCCGCAGUGGGGGAGCGCAGUUUUACAUGGAGUGCGUUCAGAUCAAGGUCACGUCGUCCGGCUCCGUCACCCUCCCCGCUGGUGUGGCCAUUCCCGGUGCUUAUAAGGCCACCGACCCUGGUGUACUUUUCGACCUUUACGGCAGCUUCUCGUCCUACCCCAUCCCCGGCCCCAAGGUCUGGGACGGCGCCAGCAGUGCUGCUCCGGCUCCUGCUCCUGCUCAGUCUUCCGCCGCCCCUCGUCCCACCACUACCGCUCCCGCCAACCCUCCCCGUACCACCCUCAUCACGUCCACUCGCUCUACAGUUACCCCCACCCCGGCUCCCGGCAACGGAGGCAAUGUUGCCGUCACUGCGGCGGAGUGGCAGCAGUGCGGAGGCAUCAAUUUCACCGGUGCCACCAAGUGCGCGGAUGGCCUGGUUUGCAGGCAGUGGAACCCCUACUACUUCCAGUGCGUUGCG
Messenger RNA from Westerdykella ornata, 951 nucleotides. RefSeq lists its product as uncharacterized. NCBI's taxonomy places the organism in Eukaryota, Fungi, Ascomycota, Dothideomycetes, Pleosporales, Sporormiaceae. The annotation marks the transcript as partial. Gene Ontology annotation, biological process: carbohydrate metabolic process. The record is from RefSeq and is a predicted model, not a curated record. Gene Ontology annotation, cellular component: extracellular region. Gene Ontology annotation, molecular function: cellulose binding. The transcript has a single exon.